Messenger RNA from Anopheles stephensi (Asian malaria mosquito), 2169 nucleotides. RefSeq lists its product as uncharacterized. The coding region runs from base 137 to 1390 and encodes 417 amino acids. Lineage: Eukaryota; Metazoa; Arthropoda; Insecta; Diptera; Culicidae. The transcript is spliced from 7 exons. Gene Ontology annotation, cellular component: extracellular matrix. The record is from RefSeq and is a predicted model, not a curated record.
UCAAACAUCAGUCAGCCAGCGUCCGUUGUGCAGUGCGGUACAGUUGAACGUUACCACCAGCAAAAGCAAAAGCGCUUCUCAAAGCAUUAAAGCUAUUCGUCGGUUUAGUGCAAAUCGUACAAUUUUCCCCAGCAAAAUGGCCUUCAAGUUUGUAGUAUUUGCAUCGCUGCUUGCCUUCGCUGCGGCCUUCCCCGGUGGCUACGGAGAUUACUACGGUGCGGAGCAUCAGCUCGAGGGUGGCCAUCAGUACGGACAGGUGGCACGCAUCUCGCUCGGUGACGGCCACGGACACCACGAGUACCAUGAGGAUGAGCACGUCGACUACUACGCCCCACCAAAGUAUGCCUUCAAGUACGGAGUGAACGACUUCCACACCGGAGACGUCAAGUCGCAGCACGAAACGCGCGACGGUGAUGUCGUGAAGGGUCAGUACUCGCUGGUCGAACCGGACGGUUCCGUGCGCACCGUCGACUACACCGCCGACAAGCAUUCGGGAUUCAACGCCGUUGUGCACAAGACGGCCCCGGUCAGCCACCAUCAGGGUGUGCCACGUGGCCAUAUGUUGUGGCCGUCCUUCGGCGGUAUGCCGGCGGUUCGCCUGGUACUGGUCUGCCCGGAGUGGAAUGCGACGCGCACUGCCAUUGACGCGGUAAAGCAGAUCAAGGAAAUGAGAGUAGUAGUGCAGCAGUGCAAAGCAAAGCUUGCUCAAAACAAACCAACCAACCAACCAAUUACAAUGGCUUUCAUCAAAUCGCUUGUGUGCCUGGCCGUUAUCGGAGUUGCCGCCGCUGGUGUGGUCCCGCUCGCCACCGAAUACCAGGGAGACUACUACGCUCACCCCAAAUACUCCUACAACUAUGGUGUUCACGAUAGUUUGACCGGAGAUGUCAAGUCGCAGGUCGAGAGCCGCGACGGUGAUGUCGUGAAGGGCCAGUACUCCCUCGUCGAGCCGGACGGUUCCGUGCGCACCGUCGACUACACCGCCGAUGAUGUGAACGGAUUCAACGCCGUCGUCAGCAAGUCGGCCCCGUCCGUCCACGCCAAGACCGUGGUGGCCCAUGCCGCCCCGGCCGUCGUUGCCCACGCCGCCCCGGCCGUCGUUGCCCAUGCCGCCCCAGCCGUCUACCAGGCCCCGGCCGUCUACCAGGCUCCGUCCGUCUACGCCACGCACCAGGCCCCAGCUGUGUACGCUUCCCAUGCUGCCCCGGCCGUCUACGCCACCCAUGCUGCCCCGGCCGUCGUCUCCAAGACCCUGGUCUCGCACGCUGCCCCGGCCGUGUACGCCACCCAUGCCGCCCCAGCCGUGUACGCCUCGCACGCCUAUGCCCCAGCUCACGGAACCGUUGAGUACCAUGGCAAGGCUGCCGCCCCGCUCGCUUACUACCACUAAGCCGAACGAUAGUCACACUCGACGCUCCGAAGCUGCCCACUCCCGGAGGACGCCUCACCGUGGGCCUGAUUCUCUCCCUCCCACCCUAGCCUGACUUCACUGCCAAAAGUGUGGAUAUUUAUUUCAUCUCCCUAGCUCUAUUAUCCCCGCUCGUGCAAGGUCCCACGAAUCGAGAGCCCACCCGUUCCACGGGAAGCAGCUUGUUUUCGACCCAGCAAAACCUCUUCUUCUUCCUCUCUAAUGGCCACCGCUAAACGGAAGCAUCGCCCGUAACAUCACGCCCGUCGUCGUUCUUCUGUAUAUAGUUCGUGAUCGUGGGCCCGAAAGCAACGUUUGGUUUGGUGGCAGUGCGAGCGACUGGACUGUGUGAAAGAGUUUUGAGUGAACUGCUGAUCGGGUUUUGGGGAAAAUGUCGCAAUGUGGACGCAUGUUCUAGUUCCGCAUUUCCUCGAACAUCACUAUGAAAGAUUUCUAAAACAAAAAUAACGAAUCGGAUUCAUUUCGAUCGUAAGCUUUGCUUUGCACCUUCGCUCUGCACACUGCCAUCGGAUCGAAACCUGUUGCAGCCUGAGUUCACGAUCAGUAAUACUCAACGUGUACUUCGAAUCAUGACGAACGAGUCGAAUGUUCCGGCGUUACUUCUUCGGGGCUUUCCUCGUCAAGCUGACGGUUGUUACUCUGCUAGCCUGGUGAGGAUUGUCUUAUUUGUACAGAAUGGAAUGAAUGCCGACGAUGAUAUUAAUUUAAACUGAAGAAUAAAACUCAAAUGUACGAUGAAA